Molecule: messenger RNA, 1232 nt
Organism: Anopheles aquasalis
Lineage: Eukaryota; Metazoa; Arthropoda; Insecta; Diptera; Culicidae
Product: oligoribonuclease, mitochondrial
Cellular component (GO): mitochondrion
Molecular function (GO): nucleic acid binding; 3'-5'-RNA exonuclease activity
Source: RefSeq, a predicted model, not a curated record
GCAGAAAAUAAAUAAAUAAAUCUCCAUGCGCUCGCUCGUCCUAUUUUCAAUUUCGGAGCGGCCUAAAUAGUCCGGGAAUCUAGCGAAAAGCUGUUAACUGUACACGCCUGCCGAAUUGCCCACAACCUGCAGGCUCAGUGGAUCAAGCCUUAAAGGCGACGAGCGUAAAAGUGACUUUCAGUGAGGCACUACCCUGUGGCAUAAAUUACUAAGAAAAUCAAACGAUAGUGCUAGGUCCCGAAUCCGAGUCGUGGUCGUGUGCAUCGGUGAAUAAAUCGUUUGCUGUAGCGAUGCCAAGCCAAUCAAACAAACGUUAGCAUUUGGCCCAAGGUCUUCGCGCAGCAACUUCGGAGGUGCUAAGCAACCAAACUGUUAUAGCAGUGAUCGCGUUGAUCUGAUCGUCGACUUGCUGAAUAACUAGCCAUUUCUUUAAAUCUAUUCAACUUUUAAAUGUACAGAGCAUACAAUUUGUUUAGGGUGACCUGUCUUAAGACUUUAAAACAAUAUUCAACGACUAGCCACAAAGGAAUGGAAACGCAUUCGUCUAAUAAUAUUGUAUGGAUAGAUUUAGAAAUGACUGGUUUGGAUGUAGAAAGGGAUAGGAUUCUUGAAAUAGCGUGUAUUAUUACCGACAGUGAGCUAAACAUUACAGCUAAGGGACCAAAUCUUAUUCUUCAUGAACCAGAUAGCGUAUUGGAAGGUAUGAAUGAAUGGUGCAAAACACAUCACCAGCAAACAGGCUUGGUUGAGGCAGUUAAGGAAUCGAGAAUCACCUUACAGCAAGCAGAAAAGGAAGUAUUAGACUUCAUUAAACGAUACUGUCCUGCCAAAACUUGUCCAAUGGCCGGCAAUAGCAUAUAUAUGGACAGAUUGUUCAUCUCCAAGUAUAUGCCUACGAUGAACGAAUAUCUGCAUUAUCGUGUUAUAGAUGUUAGUACCAUUAAGGAACUGUGCAAACGAUGGAAUAAUGUCGCUUACUCAUGCACCCCUCGAAAACGAUUAGUUCAUCGUGCUCUAGACGAUAUCUUAGAAAGUAUAACUGAGCUUACAUAUUACAAAAAGAAUUUCUUUCACACUGCUACACUUAAAUGAUUUUAUUUUGGUUAGCCAUGCAACAAAGCAAUGAGCAAAUAAAAAUAAAAAAAGCGUAAUUUGUACCAUACAGCCAGAAAAAGGAAUAUUUAUUUGUUUGCCAGGGUAUUCAUUGUAUUGGCUUCAUCGGGAAUAGAUUU